This is a messenger RNA of Phyllostomus hastatus (greater spear-nosed bat), 3685 nucleotides long. It is a transcript of the gene BCL7A, whose product is annotated as BAF chromatin remodeling complex subunit BCL7A. The record is from RefSeq and is a predicted model, not a curated record. The transcript is spliced from 7 exons. NCBI's taxonomy places the organism in Eukaryota, Metazoa, Chordata, Mammalia, Chiroptera, Phyllostomidae. Bases 1270 to 1902 code for a protein of 210 amino acids.
GCUGGGCCAUUGUCACCCCUAGAACUUCGGCAUCACCCCAAAAGGAAACCCCAGUGCGUGGGAAGCCACUCCCCACUCCCGUGGCCCCUGGCGGCCACCGGUCUGCCGUCUGCCCCUGUGGCUGCGUCUAGUGGACGCAUCUCCUGUCAGCAGGAUCACACAACAUCUGUCCCCUUGCGGCCGGCUGCCUUUCUUCCACGGAGCACGCUUCCAGGAUGUGCCCAUGCUGCGGUGCGUGUCAGCGCUUCACCCCCUUUUUUUAACGGCCGGACAGACAUGUGCAUGCAUCAGUUGAUGUGUGGACUUCUGACACGCCACCGUCCUAUUUUAAAUGCAUGGGUGGCAGUGCUGUGUGGCCCUAAGCGCAUACCCGCUGGCCUGACGGGGUCAGAGGGCCGACAGCUUAAGGCUGCUGCAGUGGGACUUGCUUCUGCACGGCCCCUCAGAAUGGGCCUGGGGGGCGCUGUUCUCCUCAUCCUCCCCAGGAGGACCUCGGGGCUCAGAGCGGCGGGAAGAGGUGCCUAGGAAGAGGCCUGCAGGGCAGCCCCUGAGUCCACUCCCCCGGUGGCUUUUCUACCCACAUCAGGGCAAACUGUUCGGUUCUGGAGUGAGUGGGAGUCAAAGCGCUAACUUAUGGCUGUGACCUUGAACUUCCCCGUGACUCAGUUUCCCCCGGUGUGCCGGAAGAGCCUCUCCCCGAGGCCUGAGCUUGCUGACAGGGUCACUCCCACCUUCCCCAGCAUCCAUCUGGGCGUGAAUUAGCUCUGGUCAAGUCGGUCUAGCGGCACCUGAACCCAAAGGUGUGGCACCUGGGUUGUCCUGAUAACCGGAGAUUCCUCCACAGACCUGUCCUGGGGCGGGGUGGGGAAGAAACAGCCUCCCGAGUCCUCCAAAAUGGGGGUCACCAUUGAACUUUCCCUGCUGAAAGCCAUUUAGUAAGCAAGUGUCUCUCGGGAUCUGCCCCGCCCCAGACAGCUUUCCUCCGACCCCCGUUUUCCAAAAGGACGCAGGGACGGGAAGCGACGUCCCAGCUUGCGUGUUAACACGCGGCAGAGUGUUUCUCAACUCUCCAAGAGAACCUCGCGUCCUGGAUCGCCGCCUUCAACUCCGCGAAGUCAACAGCCCCGCAGGAAACUUGCGUUACUGCACCCGCUGCCGCAAACCCGGGGCGGUGGACCGGCCGCCGAGCUGGCUCCCGCGGAAGGCGUCCCCUCGGCGACCAGCCCGCCCUCCCCGGGGCACCCCGCGGCACCUGCGGCCUCCGGAACCAUGUCGGGCAGGUCGGUUCGAGCCGAGACCAGGAGCCGGGCCAAAGAUGAUAUCAAGAGGGUCAUGGCGGCUAUCGAGAAAGUGCGCAAAUGGGAGAAGAAGUGGGUGACCGUGGGCGACACGUCCCUGCGAAUCUACAAGUGGGUCCCUGUGACGGAGCCAAAGGUUGACGACAAAAACAAGAACAAGAAGAAGGGCAAAGAUGAGAAGUGCGGCUCCGAGGUGACCACGCCGGAGAACAGCUCCUCCCCGGGGAUGAUGGACAUGCACGACGACAACAGCAACCAGAGCUCCAUCGCUGACGCCUCGCCCAUCAAGCAGGAGAACAGCAGCAACUCCAGCCCCGCGCCGGAGCCCAACUCGUCCGCGCCCGGUGAGGGCACCGGUGCCAAGGCCGACGAGGCCCAGGCCGAGGGGAAGGAGCUCCCUGGGACAGAAGAUGCUUCUGACGAGCCGAACUCCCAGUCUUCAGCAGAAAACUCGAUGAACAGCUCAGAGAAGGUGGAGAGGCAGCCGUCGGCCGAGGCGGGUCUGGCUGCAGAGACGUCCUCAAUCUCUCAGGAUUUGGAAGGAGGGCCCCCCUCCAAAAAGAUGAAACUGGAGGCUUCGCAACAAAACUCCGAAGAGAUGUAGACAUGCGCCUCAGACUCCGGUCCGAGUUUCAUGGGAGACCCGUCAGCCGGCCUACUUCUCCAGCUUCCCCGAGCGAGCCCUCGGGUCGGAACUACUAACUUUCCAAGUUUACCAAGUGCAAAUCCAAGAAAACCUAGAACGGCGCGACUUCUCAGACACUGAAGAACUUUCUGCUGUGAAGCAAAACACUCGAAUCUUGAAGUGACUGUCCUUGUGGAGGCGGGUUGACAGCUCAGGAGUGUCAGACACUGUCUCUGAAGCCAAGAUUACAUUUGCGUUGCUGCUGUAUUGUCCCCCCUUCCCCCCCUGCCCACUUCUCUCUCUAACGAUAUAAGCUAUUUGAGGGUGGUACCCAUCAGGAAUUCGCGUUUCGUCGGGGCUUGUCACUGUUCACUGAUUCCUCCCGCUUUCUUUUUUGUGCCUUGUGCCCUUGAGGUGACCUCUGGCAUGUUUUCCUGGUUGUUUUGCAUCUCCCUUUGCAAAGUGCCCUCUCGGUUUUGUUGAGGCUGCCACUGCCCCAGCCCUCACAUCUCACUCCUCCCUGCCCUGGGACUUAAGUGGGAACAGAGCAGGCAGGGAGGAGGAGAGCCUGAGGCUGCUGGUGAGUAGGACCUCCUUGGCCACCUGCCCAGCCUGCGGGGUUCGAGGAGUCUCAGAUGUCAGGGCACCGUGUCCCCAAGCGCCAGCCACUUGAUAUGCUCACCUCCUCGGGGCAUCUGAGCCUGGUAUUUCCAAGCGUCCCAAAUGGACGUGCAGAACCCUUAGACUUCUGGCGCUUCCACCCUCUGCCCCUACCACCCAGCUUUCCCCAACACCACUGAAGACGGAAUGGCUCCCAUGGCCGACGGCAGGGUGGGCUCACGGCGAUCAAAGGGUUGAGGAGGCAGCCAGCAGACGGCAGGAGUAGCCGGUGCUGAACUUCCUCUCCCAGGACAGGACGUUGCUUGGAUUUCAACUCCACAAGGAACCUGCCGCCCUCUGCCUCUCCAGGUCCCCCGACCCCCACCCUGGGGGUGGGGAGGGCAGGUGCAAGAUUGCAGUCCAGGAAAUCCACCUGCUUCUGCGUCACGGUCCUGACCCCAUGGAGCCAACAGCUGGAUCCCGUCUCAUUCCCAGGACACCCCAUCAUGGGUCCCCAGCCAGGAGCAGGCCUUGGUGGUUCAGCCUUGGAGGCCAGAGGGAGGAGUUGGACGGCUUUGCCCGCCUCCAGGAAGGGGCGGUCGGACCCGGUCCCCAUCCCCGCUUGCCCGGGGCAGCUCCCUCUCGCCGAAGCGGAGCCGCGCCCUUGGACCAGCGGCCUGAGUGUUUGGUUCUGAGGCCUGGUGGCCCUUAGUUGCUAUGACUUGCCAGACCUGAGCCCUCCCCCUGAGCUUUCUUUACUGCACUGGAGUUCCAGCUCCCUUCGAGUUGUGUGUGGCUGGGGGGAGGGGGCGUCCGCGGGGUUUUGUUGGUUGUUUUCUGUUCGUUUCUUUUUUGUUUGUUUGUUUUUUGCUAAUCGGUGCAUAUUCAGGUGCCACCUUUGAUGUGGGGGCGCUCUCUCCCUGACCACCACGGAAGUGUCUGCCAGGUUCCACUUUCUACGAGUUUCUGAGGGUGAGGCUCUCGCUUUAUUUUUCUUUUAAGAGAGCCAAUCUAUUUCCUGCACUUCAAGAAGAAUCAAAAUGUUCCUGAAUUUCAAAUACCUCAUGCAAAAAUGUCUCCUGAAAUAAGGGAAAACAAACAAACAAACUUUGGAAAUCUCAACGUUGAAGUGAGCGGUGGCCGAAAGGUUUCUGUCUUAAAA